ACUGUUUUGUAGUAAAUGCGAGUGUUUUUGUGGGACUGUGAAGAUUUAACUUUUUCCGACCCAAAAAACUUUGUUGUUUCUAUCCAAAUCUACACUUGUAUUCUUUUUCUUCAAUCACUGUUCAAUAAAAAAAAUGUGGGUAUCACUGUGAUCCCAAGUUCCAAAACCAACAUCAUGAAUCGUGGGGAGUGGAUACGUUUCAAGGUAUGUGUAAGGGAGUUCAUGAUUGGGGUUUCAGAGUUAACAGUUGAGUUUGGAAAAGGUUGCAGAGACAUAGUGAAACAAAGCUUAGUGAAUGAUGAUUCGUUUAUUGUUAAGAAAUUUGGAAAGGGUUCUUACAUUGGGAAAAGAGUAAGAGAACCUUGUAACAAAUUGUUAGAUAAAUUGAGCUUCUUUAAUCAGUAUUUGCCUGAAGAUAAGGACCCAAUUCAUGCUUGGUCUGUCAUAUUCUUCGUUUCCUUACUUGCUCUCUCAGCUUUGUAUGUAAAUUUUGAGUAUGAUCCAUCUGCCCCACUUGUGAAGCAAGUAUUUUUGCAUCCUGCUAGUGCUACCCGCAUUGUGCUUCCGGAUGGAAGAUACAUGGCAUAUAAGGAGCGAGGUGUUUCGGCCGACAGAGCUAGAUUUUCAAUUAUUGCUCCUCAUACUUUUCUUUCCUCUCGCCUUGCAGGAAUUCCUGGAGUUAAAGAUUCACUGCUAGAAGAGUUCGGCAUUCAUUUGCUCACUUAUGAUCUGCCUGGUUUUGGUGAGAGUGAUCCGCAUCCCCAACGAAAUCUUGAAUCCUCAGCAAUAGAUAUUUCGUUUUUAGCCGAUGCUCUUGGUGUUGACAAGUUCUGGGUUAUUGGUUACUCAAGUGGAAGCAAGCAUGCAUGGGCUGCACUUAGGUACAUACCUGAUAGACUUGCAGGUGCUGCCAUGUUUGCUCCCAUGGUGAACCCAUAUGAUCCUAUCAUGACAAAGGAAGAGAGACGAAGAACCUGGAACAAAUGGACGCGGAAAAGAAAAUUCAUGUACUUCUUAGCUCGAAGGUUUCCUAGGCUUCUUGCGUUCUUUUAUCAGCGAAGUUUCUUGUCAGGGAAGCAUGGUCAGAUUGAUAGGUGGCUGUCUUUAUCUCUUGGAAAAAGGGAUAAAGCACUGAUGGAAGACCCAAUCUACGAGGAAUUCUGGCAAAGGGAUGUGGAAGAAUCAAUCAGGCAAGGAAACGCUAAACCCUUUGUGGAGGAAGCUGCUUUGCAGGUCUCAAAUUGGGGUUUCAGCCUUUCAGACCUUAAGUUGCAGAAACUAAAACACAAUAGGAACGUCCUUAGUUGGCUUAAGGCAAUUUUCACUGAAACUCAGGAGUAUACGGGCUUUCUCGGUCCAAUACAUAUAUGGCAUGUGAGUGCAUCUACGUUUUGAUCCUUCGACUCCCCUAUAUGAAGGGAAUGGAUGACAAAGUGGUUCCCCCUUCAAUGACCGAUUUCGUGCAUCGCGUACUACCCGGAGCUGCAGUACACAAACUCCCAUAUGAAGGCCAUUUCACCUAUAUAUACUUUUGUGAUGAAUGCCACAGACAGAUAUUUACUACACUUUUCGGAACCCCGCAAGGCCCUCUCAGCAUUUCAUUAGAACUAGAAGCCAAUGUUGAACAGCAAGAAGAAGCAAGCAGUGGUGAUUGCGCCACCGAUUAAUAGAAGUAUACACAACAGGAUAUAAUGCUAUUUAUUUUUCUAUUUUUCUGGCCAACAUCACAAUUAUAUGAUGUGUAUAUACAUAUAGUUAAGCUUCAUUUCCAGUGGAGAAGUAUAGGAAAGAAAAUAAAAUCAGUGUUACUGCCCCUUCUUUUUGGCUGUUGAACUGGUCUGUCUAUAAAAAAUGUAUUGAGUCCUGUUUUUUUACGCAAUAACUGCUACUACUGCAUUACCUCCA
This is a messenger RNA of Cicer arietinum (chickpea), 1905 nucleotides long. RefSeq lists its product as uncharacterized. Lineage: Eukaryota; Viridiplantae; Streptophyta; Magnoliopsida; Fabales; Fabaceae. The record is from RefSeq and is a predicted model, not a curated record.